AUGGAGGAGCGCCUCUGUUAUGCAACAGUGAAAGGGGAUCUAAAAUCAUUGCAAGAAAUAAUCGCAAUAGAUGAUUCCAUUCUAGAUAGAGUUUUGGUGGGAAUUUUCAGAGAGAAAAAUCCUCUUCAUGUGGCCAUAUCAACCGGACAAACACGAGUUGUCUUAAAACUUUUGGAAAUUAAACCAGGAUUUGCAGAAGUUUUAGAUAAGGAACUUGGUGCGGCCAUUCACAUAGCAUCGGCUAAAGGGCACCUUGAGAUUGUGAAAGCUUUAGCGAACGUUAGCCCUGAGAUGUGCCUGACUUGUGACGGAGAUGGUAACAACCCUGUUCACAUCGCUGCGAUGAAAGGUCAGGUUCAAGUGUUGGAAGAGUUGGCUGGAACUAAUUCCCACAUAGGCUACAUAGCUCACGUUAAGGUGAAUCGAGGCGAUACAAUCUUGCACUUAUGUGUGAAGUAUGACCUGUUUGAGUGUCUAAAACUACUUCUAGAGAUGAUUCCAUGUCCAUAUUUCGUCAAUGAUGCUGAUGUCGAGGGCAACACCAUAUUGCAUGGAGCAGUUUUUGAAAAACGACUGGAGGUACGUCCACAGUCACGGCUUUCUGAUUGCUAA
Messenger RNA from Rhododendron vialii, 612 nucleotides. Its product is annotated as ankyrin repeat-containing protein BDA1-like. The record is from RefSeq and is a predicted model, not a curated record. Bases 1 to 612 code for a protein of 203 amino acids. Gene Ontology annotation, molecular function: protein binding. The transcript has a single exon. NCBI's taxonomy places the organism in Eukaryota, Viridiplantae, Streptophyta, Magnoliopsida, Ericales, Ericaceae.